AUGGUUGGUCAUACGGUGGUUACUCCCGCGGUUACUCUAUGGUUACUCCCCUCAAAAAAAUUUUCGAAAAAAAAAGAUGAUACAGCUAAAAACGUUUUUCGCGAUGUGUUCGCCACUUCGGUGCUAACUACCACAUCUGGCACCCAAAUUUCUAACACUGCGAACGCUCUUGCAUUGGUGAACUUGUUUUGCGAGAUUGUGGUUGAGGCGGAUAAAAACGUAAAUCGCGAGAAGUUUAAAACCCAUGUACAAUCAGAAAACGGAUGUAUACAUUGGGACUUUUUGAAAAAUCAUUGCUCCUCACUGAUAUCCCAACUUGGCAAGUUGUUCAAUGAGAAAGCCUUUUCCUUCACCGGCUACGGGCGAAAACGCGAAGAUCUUAACAAGGAAAAGUUUGCAGAAAAGACGGCAAAUUGGUUGAGAGAGAAUCUGGAGAAGGUGCGGGGGAAUUUGGAGAAGAUUCAGCAGUUUGAAAGUGAACAUGAUGGCCACGCAAAUGAAUUCGCCAGGCUUCCAAAACAUCACACCAUGCUCCAGGAAUAUUACGCCGCGCUCGGCCCAUAUUUCACUAAAAAUCUUUUCCCCUACGGUUUCACUUUCUACGGUGAGAAAGAAUAUUUAAGGGAAAAUGCCCCGUAUGAGCUUUUGAGAGCGGAAGACAACGGCAAUCUAGUGGAGUUAAAGAAGAUUCUGGAUGGCAAGGGGUGUCCAGCUCCCCCUCCAAAGCCGCGCCCCAGGCCGGCGCCUGCGCCAAGGCCCCCAAACCCUGCACCCCAACCCGGGCGUGCCAGGACUCCUGGUAGAAGGACAUCCGGUCCAAGCAGUUAUGGAGGUUGGUCGUCAGUUGGGAGUCUUGUUUCUGGUGCUAGAAGAGGAAGUGAUAGAGGGAUACGGCCUAACCGCAGAGGAGCGGGAUCGGGGGCUCCAAGUGAUAGAGGACGAGGCCCAGGGGUUAAAGGUGCUGUAGGUGCUAAGAGCGCACAGAGAGGCAGACAUCCAGGGCGUCCGAUGUCUACUAAGCCCCAACACGCACAAUCUCAAAAUGAUUCCCAGCGUCAUUCCCAACAACAUCCUCCACCUGCUGCCUCCAGUGCUCCUAGAGUCGCUGAUCCACCGGCUGAACAACUUCCAACUUCAGACCGCCUCGUGUCUCAAGCCCCUGUACAGGCUCAGUCAAGUGCGUCCAGCUCCAGCUCUUCGUCAUCUAGUGUCACUAUUAUCGGUGAUCAGGAUCUGGGUCCCCAGGCGGCCGCUUCUGGACAUAGUCAAGGGAGUAGUCAAACAUCCAUGGGCAGCACGGUUACCCUUCCUCAUGCAUCGCCUCUCCUGGAACCUGGUAAACAGAGCGGUCCCUCCCAAGACAGUAUGCAACCUGGGACUUCGGAUCCUUUAAGUUCAGGUUCUACGUAUUCUGGUGGCGUGGCGUCUACUCGUCAUUCUCCACAAAGUACCCCAGUCUCCCAAUAUAAUAAAGACGUCGGUAUGGGGAGCAUCAGCCAGCCAUCCCAUACCCUGCCUUCUGAUUCAGGCGCUGGUGAACGUGUAGGACCGGGUGGGGCGCCGAGCACCGGUGGGAGUUUGACUGCGGCUGCAAAGGACACUGUUCCCACAGCUUCAGAACCUGUUGCCCCUCUAAGCGUUGAUCCUCGUCAGACUCCAAGUAUUCAUCGUCAAAACUCUCUCUCGCAUGGUGACGGUGAUCCAGGCCGUGUAGGGUCUUCUUUGCCACAGGCUGGGUCAAGUCACGAUGGACCACCGGUGGCCGUUGAUACGCCAGUUGACCAGGCUCCGGGUCCAGACAGCAUGGUUGCUUCGGGAAUACAUCCCUCGGUCUCUUCAAAUGCUAUGAACAGUCAGACUUCAAAUGUUCAAAGCCCAGAUUCCCUGUCAUCUGUUGUCCCUCCUCCAGGUGGUGAUCAAGGCCGAGAUAGACAGACACUUUCUUCUAACCCUGCUCAACGUAUUUCUCAUCAACCCUCAGACGUUGGAAGUGCCCAUCAAGGCACCUCCGUCGCCGAUCAUCUGCCAUCUGCUGUAAGUAGUGCUGAUUCAGGUGUAGGAGGAGGCGCUGGAGGGGGCGGGAGCUCGGCAGGUGGUACGGAUGGCGAUUCCCAGGUUGACGUUCACUCUCGCCAAUCACCUAAAGCCUCACAACCUUCUGUGCAACAUCAUACUCCAAGCCAUUCACCCCGAGAUUCUGCAUCUGAUAUCGCUGAUUCACCGGGUGAUAGGGGCCUUGCUCUCCAAUCGCCUCCUCUGAUAAAUCCUCAGGGUGACACGGGGGAUGCAAGCGGUCAUAGCCCGGCAUCCAUUCCACGGCCUCCCGGCUUAGAUCCGCUAGGGGAAUCUCAGGAUCUAGCUACAAGAGUUCAGCAGCUAACCCAAGUGCAAGGGAACGGACCUCUAAGUCAGCCAGGCCCGGCACUGCAUGUUCCUCCACCCCCACCUUCCGCUCCUAACCCAAUAACAGCUGCAGAGCCUUUGAGUUCUCAGCACAGUGUACAUGGGCCCAUGAAGUCUAAAGAUUUGCAAGAUCCACCAGUUAUGCAGACUCCGGGUCCUAAUUUGAUGGGAGACACGGACCAUACAGGGCCUCUGAAUCAACAUGUAUCCUCCAGUUCUACUGUAGCACAUGACCCCGCUGGUAAGUCAAGAAACGGGGAUUUGGAUCCAACGUCAGGUAAGCUUCAGAGCCCACAACCUGAUGACAUUCACGGCGCCGCGCUUACUCAGCCCUCAAGUGUUUCAGGUUCAAAGUCUUCGUUAACUGCUGUAUCUCCUUCAGGUGGUGGUAAGGACCCGGAUAACCAGGUGUCUCUUUUGGUUCCUGUUCUGCCACAUGCUAAAACAUCCAAAGUCAUCCCAGCAACGCUACCCAUUACCUCCCCAGGUCUGCCACCCGGUCAAAAGAUCGGUGGAGAUGCAGGGAGUGGGAGCCCAGGGGCGACAAUCGGUGACCCUAAUUUGCAAAAUAGACAGACGGUUGAUAACAAUUUGAGUUCUUCUGGCACAUCUAUGAAUUCAGGCAGCGAUUCGUCGCAUCAAAUACCACCUCAGACGUCAAUGCCGGAUCCGCCUCGAAUUGAGCUUGAGAUUGAGAAAUUCUACACUCCGGAGAUGAUUUACGGCGCUGACACGUUUCAAGGGGAACCACUGCCCGCGGCUGAACAUAAGAGGAUUGUAUCACCGUCCGAUACCUAUUCUGAUAUACCUCCGCACGCCCCGUUUCCUGAAACAUUCUAUCCAAAAAUUACCGGAGUCGUAUUCGAGGACAAGUGUCUUCCUCCCUGGAUCACGAAUACACAUAACGACAAUCUGCAAGAAUUCCCCGACACCGAGUUGUUCCCCUCCGAGGCGCCGCGCACAGUCAAGGAGAUGCUUAUUUGGCUGGUCGGACUUCAGAACCCGAAGCAUCAUGUGGCUAUGGAGAAGUGUAUUAAAACGGCAUUCGGCAGCAUGCCUGACGCUACACUCGGAGAUCAUAAGCUCUCCGUCAACGAUGCUGAAAUUACCCCUAAACAGGUACUUGACGCCUUAAAACUUACCGCCAUGUUUGCAGCUUCAGUGCUAUCCACCAUUGAACCUGCCUGGAAAGGUAACACCACAUUAUCUGCAACAUUAAAACUAAAGGGCUCCGACCAAUCCAAGGACCCUGAUUGCUGCACCCUCCUCUGCCGGCUGCGGGAUUACGUCUACGCCUGCUGCCACCAGUUGGCGUUCCUAAAGUCGCAGUGUUCUCGGGAGCAGUCACAUGGUGGUUGGCAGAAUCAUGAGUAUGGCCAUGGUGUGUCUCCCCAAAAGUCACCCCUUCAGGCCUUUCUGACCGACGCCCAUGACUCCAAGUUCACGACAUACCCCUUCGACCCGUGCAACGUCUGCCUCAAGAGCCGUGUCAGGAUGGGAUUCAGGGCAGAUGAUUUGCCUGACAAAUUGGAAACUGGCAACGUCCUUCUCACUAUCCUCUCUCCCAGCUGCGGCGGCGAGGAUCCCCUGCUGACAUUGUCCUCUUACCUCAGCUGCCUCACCAGGCGGACGCCGCGCACCACCGGGGAGCUUGUCUCUUUCUUCCACAAUUUCGGGAAUUCGCUUCAUGAUGCGGCUUCAAUAUUGUCCAAGCUGGGCUCCGCCCUCUCCACUCGACAUGGCCACUACCCCGACUGGGACAUCCUUGCUGCCGACGACCUGCAAGUCAUCAAGUACGCACGGGACUCCGCCCCUCCCACCUCCAACCACGCCAAGGGCCAUCCCAGGACCCUGUCAACACUGGUUGGCUGCGGCAUCGAUAAUUCCAACUGCCCACAGCAUAUGACGCCCAUCACCUACCGGGCCUACGCCCUGUACUCACCAAGCUUCGUCCACCACUACCUCAGCUGGACAGUCUACCUACCCGACAGACUGUGGGAGUCGCUGCAAAGAAUGAGCGUAGAUUUACAGGACCAUGUUGGUAUUAAAUGCGCACCACUCUAUGCUUGCCAAGCCGCUCUGCCCCUCCUCUACUCUCACGGGUUCACGCCGCCGGAGGUUGCAUCGCGGGCGUCAGUGACGUGUUCCAAAGUGGUCGCCAAGCUGGAGGAAGUGGUCUCCGGACAGCCUAUCGCAAGCCUCAUGACCGCCAUGGACGAUUUCCUCUACGGCAUACGGAUGCCCUUCCUCUAUACCCUGCUCACACUGUGGUCUAUCGCAGCCCUCUACAUAGCAUACACGACGCUAUACCGCCUGGACGUUAUGCAUAUACGUUCUCACCUCUUGCGCUCCAAGGUCUCACACCUCAUCGACGUCAAGGCUUUGCUCUCCACCGGCCGCAAGAUGCUCUCACUCUACCGUGACGUCGACUACUUCGAUGACGACCCUGUUGGCUAA
This is a messenger RNA of Babesia ovata, 4860 nucleotides long. RefSeq names its product Ribosome-binding protein 1. The transcript is spliced from 2 exons. NCBI's taxonomy places the organism in Eukaryota, Apicomplexa, Aconoidasida, Piroplasmida, Babesiidae. The record is from RefSeq and is a predicted model, not a curated record. The coding region runs from base 1 to 4860 and encodes 1619 amino acids.